This is a messenger RNA of Hipposideros armiger (great roundleaf bat), 258 nucleotides long. RefSeq names its product SH3 domain-binding glutamic acid-rich-like protein. The transcript is spliced from 2 exons. NCBI's taxonomy places the organism in Eukaryota, Metazoa, Chordata, Mammalia, Chiroptera, Hipposideridae. The annotation marks the transcript as partial. The record is from RefSeq and is a predicted model, not a curated record. Gene Ontology annotation, cellular component: cytoplasm.
AUGACGUAUGACAAUUACUAUCGCAGACUUGCCACUAUGCACUUACAUCGGCAGGACUGUACAAACGGCUUGAUUAAGAAGAAACAGCAAGAUGUGCUUGGUUUCUUAGAAGCUAACAAAAUAGGAUUUGAAGAAAAAGAUAUUGCCGCCAAUGAAGAGAAUCGGAAGUGGAUGAGAGAAAAUGUACCUGAAAACAGUCGACCAGCCACAGGGUACCCCCUGCCACCUCAGAUUUUCAAUGAAAGCCAGUACCGUGGA